AUGUUGGCUUAUUAUCGGCAGGCGAUUGAUAGUUUGACCCCUCAGUCAGUUAGUUGGACUCCGUAUGGUCAUAGUCCUCAUCUGACGGUGAGACGUACCUUGUAUCAGGGCCUGCUCAGAUUUGCAGAGAUAGCAGAAUAUUAUGAUCCCACUAGGUGCCUCCGACAGUUAGGCUACGUGCAGGUGUACCGUAUCCACCGGAGCGUCCGCUUGUUGUGCGUCGACCUGCUUCCACGCUUGGAUACUCUCUUAGCUACCAGUCUGUCUAUGAUUCGUAUUGGAACAACUUGGGGGCGCAUAGUGUGCAUCUGGACCUUUUUUCUACUCCGAUACGACGUAGGCCAUGGGAGUUUGCUGAGAAUUACAUGUCGUGAUACAUUAGGCACUCGCACCCACAUAUACUGA
This is a messenger RNA of Linum tenue, 405 nucleotides long. Lineage: Eukaryota; Viridiplantae; Streptophyta; Magnoliopsida; Malpighiales; Linaceae. The record is from the annotation of a GenBank genome assembly.